Messenger RNA from Ziziphus jujuba (common jujube), 2178 nucleotides. RefSeq names its product probable NAD(P)H dehydrogenase (quinone) FQR1-like 3. Gene Ontology annotation, molecular function: FMN binding; NAD(P)H dehydrogenase (quinone) activity. NCBI's taxonomy places the organism in Eukaryota, Viridiplantae, Streptophyta, Magnoliopsida, Rosales, Rhamnaceae. The transcript has 4 exons. The record is from RefSeq and is a predicted model, not a curated record. Bases 1427 to 2038 code for a protein of 203 amino acids.
UUUCUGCUUGGCUUUUUUUUUUUAAUUUAUUUUCUUUAUUUUGCUUAUGGUUUGUUUUUUUUUUUUUGGUUUUAUUUAUUUAUUUAUUUUAUAUUAUUUUUGCAAUAUUAUCAAAUUAUUAGCUUGUUCUUCUUCUGUUUGAUGAAAUGCCUCGCUUUGUUGAGUGUGCCACUACUUAUGUACGAUCGUUUUGUUAUUUGUUCUUUGUUUGAUUAUAUGGGUCGGUUCUAUUUGUCUAUGACUUUGUUAUUCUUGAUCAAAAUGAUAGUUUUGCCGGGAAGUUUCAGUUUCAGUGGAUUGAGUCGAAACUUAUUUGAAUUAUAGAGUUGUGCUUUUCUUUGUUCACGAUUUUUUUGUUAGGAUUUUUGGAGUAAUAGAAUGAAGAACUUCUAAGUUCUAAUGGGAUUUUACUUAAUUUUGUAGCUUACCAGACUGUAUUUUUAUGUUGGAACAUUUUCUGUCACUUCUUAUAUUGAAAAUUAUGCAUUUAGGAGAUAAUUUUACCCAUUUUUAUUUAUAUACUUAGAUAAGAGGUGAGGCAGGGCUAAGAAAGCAGAGCUAUUAAUAGUAAUAUAAGGUUUUAUGAUGUUUAAAUUUUGGACAAUUCCAUUUUGAUAGUUGGUUGCUGGUAGUCUCGGUGAACUGGAAUGAAGUCUAGCUUCAUUGAAAACCUUUGUUGCUUAUUAUUCAUGUACCCCCGCGACCCGCCAAUACCUUUUCAUCUGUUAUUGGUUCUUCAUUGGAUCCUUGAAGGAUGAUCAGAUAACUGAUGAUCAACGAAGAGCCAGUAUUUGAGGUCAGUUUGAAUCAUGUUAAAUGAAAUCUGCCGGAACAAUUCUCACUCCCCAAUAGUCCUUUACCAUUCUUUUUUCACUUUACCAGUACGCAUUUCUUUAAAGCUGCUGACUUCAGUCUUCUUGAAUUAUGCCUUCAGUCCUCUCCGUAUGCCAGCUAUAACUAUUGAUUUGAAUCAUCAGGUUGUAUGUUGGGUUUUGUUAUUAUCAGUAAGAGUUUGAAGGGUGCAUUGUUGAAGUGCGUAGCCAUUGUAAACAAGAGUGCAUUUGGGUCGAGGACCCACACGUGUUAUUAUUAUUGGUUACUUGACUUGUCCUGCUCCGUGUGGAUGAUGCUAUUGUGUUUUAAUUUCCUGAUUCUUCUUUCUUAUAACUUCAGUCCAAAUGCUUAUAACUACAAUAAAUAAUAGUGAUAAGAGUGCAUCAGCAAGUGGUUUUGUUGAUACAAAAGAGCAUGAGUUUUUAAGUCUUAAGUCUUUGAUGAAGUAUUUCUUGGUAUCAUAUAACAUUUCAAACUUACUGACAUAUGUGCAUUAUUUGGAUUACAUUCAUUCAUGGGAGAGACUGUGCCUGAAUACAUGCCUUAAAAUAGUUGGAAAAUUAUGAUCUGAUUCCUACAUAAGACCUCAGCUAUGGCAACCACAAAGAUCUACAUUGUAUACUACUCCUUGUAUGGACAUGUAGAAACAAUGGCACGAGAAGUUCAGCGAGGAGCUAAUGCAGUCCAAGGUGUUGAAGCAACUCUUUGGCAGGUACCUGAGACACUUUCUCAUGUGAUACUAAACAAGAUGAAGGCCCCUCCCAAAGCAAGUGAUGUGGCAGAGAUCAAGCCAGAACAACUUUUGGAAGCCGAUGGUUUUGUCUUUGGGUUUCCUUCUCGUUUUGGUGUGAUGGCGGCACAAUGCAAGGCCUUCUUUGAUGCCACUGAUGACAUAUGGAAAAAACAAGCACUUGCUGGCAAACCUGCUGGAAUCUUCUGGAGUACUGGAUUUCAUGGGGGAGGCCAAGAGCUUACCGCAUUAACUGCUAUAACGCAGUUGGCGCAUCAUGGUAUGAUAUAUGUUCCUCUUGGAUACACCUUUGGAAGUGGCAUGUUUGAGAUGAUUGAGGUGAAGGGUGGCUCUUCCUAUGGUGCUGGAACUUAUGCAGCAGAUGGAUCUCGUGUACCCACGGAGCUAGAACUCCAACAGGCAUUUCACCAGGGUAAAUAUGUUGCCGAAAUUGCAAAAAAACUCAAAAACUAACCUCCUUUGAGCAUAAGAAAUACACAUUUAAGAUGCUCUAAGAGUUUGCCAAUGUAGUGAAUGACAUACUUGAUACAAAGGUCAUUUGUAUUAGUAAAAUGAUAUCUUUUCAGUGGUAAGCUUCAUAUUAUUUACUUUUA